GUGCGGCGCUCCGGCAUUGCGCAGUUGGGCGUCUUUGCGGCGGAGCGCAUCCCCGCAGACACCCUCCUGAUGGAAUACCACGGGGAGGCGGUGCGGACCUCAGUGGCAGACCUGCGGGAGAAGAGGUAUUCUGCAGCCGGCCUGGGCUGCUACCUGUUCAAUCCGGGCGGUCUCCCUGACGAGGCGGUGGUGCUAGAUGCGACGCACCGCGGCAACAUCAUGCGCUUCGUCAAUCAUUCAUGCGGGCCCAAUUGCGUUUCAAGGACAGUGGUGAUCGAGGGGCAGCGGCGCAUCUUCCUAUUCUCCCUUCACGAGCUGCAUCCGGGUACGGAGCUAACGUAUGAUUACAAACUC
Volvox carteri f. nagariensis is the source of this 354-nucleotide messenger RNA. RefSeq names its product histone H3 lys4 methyltransferase. The record is from RefSeq and is a predicted model, not a curated record. Gene Ontology annotation, cellular component: Set1C/COMPASS complex. The annotation marks the transcript as partial. Gene Ontology annotation, molecular function: protein binding; histone H3K4 methyltransferase activity. Lineage: Eukaryota; Viridiplantae; Chlorophyta; Chlorophyceae; Chlamydomonadales; Volvocaceae. The transcript is spliced from 3 exons.